CGUAAACGGAAGCGGAAGCGGAAGUGCAGCGAAAAGGACAAUGAACCCAGGAGGAGGUGAUGGAGACGCGUAAGCCGCAGCAUUUUAGCAAGAUUGUGUAUGGAUCGUUAUCGGAUAAAUAUGUGAAUUAUUAUACUUUAAUCCCCUUUUUUGCCCCAAAAAUCACAAGCAAAUAGCUAAGCAAAGUACGCCUGUAAUCUACUUUCAAAAUUACAACUUUCAAUCAUACUAAAAAGGCCCUGUAGUCUGUUGACUUCGACAUUGUUUAAAUUCCGACGUGAUUUCGACAUCACAAGUUUAUACAACAAAAAACUCAACUAAUACACAAGAACGAUCGGAAGACAAUGGAGAACUCGACCGCCGCUGAAACCGCAUUGCAGUGGACCGCCUCAUCGGUGGUUGGCCUAUUCCAACAGAAGGACACAGGCGAUCUCCAAGAAUGCGGCUUUUUUGACAUAUUUGCCAGUUUGGUGUACCUUUUUAUCUUCCUGUAUGUUAUGGCUAAGCUGGUACUAAUAUCGGAGCGCUAUCUUGGCCAGCACAUGCUGUGCUGCCAGGAUCAUGUCAACGAGGUGCGAUCGAUGGGCCGCGAGUGGGAGCAGACCCUGCAGAUGUGCGAGGCGGACAAGGAGCGUCUGAAUGCCGAGGUGGCCACCCUGAGCGAGAAGAAUGUCCAGCUGGAGGGCGUGUUGGCAGAGUUGCGUAACUGCAAUUUGCAUAUGGUUAAAGUCAAUUUGAUGCGCUCUGUGCAGCUGAAAAAGACAAUGCCGAUCGUUCCGCCAAACAUCUACAUUACCAACUCACACUUUCACGUCACGCGUCAUGUGUUUAUUAACGAGGGACAACUCAGUGUUCGCAAUAUCGGCGGCAUUGCCGAUGUCUACUUGGAGGAGGGAAUAUCGAACGUCUGGAUGAAGUACCUCAAAAUGCGCAAGUGUUAUAUGGGCCCCAUCGCCGAUCGCAGCUUGGUGGAUCCCCUCGGUGACAAUCUGGAUCCAGAGCUGCCCGUUGUCAUGACCACCGAGCAGCUGGCCGAGAUGCAGGGCAUUAUCUAGCUGACACCAGUGAUUUGUGUUAAUUC
Molecule: messenger RNA, 1081 nt
Organism: Drosophila serrata
Lineage: Eukaryota; Metazoa; Arthropoda; Insecta; Diptera; Drosophilidae
Source: RefSeq, a predicted model, not a curated record